AGUGCUUGGGGUGUGGCCUGCGGCGGGGACGCCGGGGAGAGAGGCGGGGUCUCGGCCGGCGCUGACGCAGUCAUGGCGGAGGCGGCUUUGGAAGCCGUGCGGAGCGAGUUACGAGAAUUCCCGGCCGCUGCAAGGGAGCUCUGCAUGCCUCUUGUUGUGCCCUACCUGGACAAACCCCCAACUCCGCUCCACUUCUACCGGGACUGGGUCUGCCCCAACAGGCCGUGCAUCAUCCGCAACGCUCUGCAGCACUGGCCGGCCCUCCAGAAGUGGUCCCUCCCCUAUUUCAGAGCCACAGUGGGCUCCACAGAGGUGAGUAUGGCCGUGACCCCCGAUGGUUAUGCGGAUGCCGUGAGAGGGGACCGCUUCAUGAUGCCAGCUGAGCGCCGCCUGCCCCUGAGCUUCGUGCUGGAUGUGCUGGAGGGCCGGGCCCAGCACCCUGGAGUCCUCUAUGUGCAGAAGCAGUGCUCCAACCUGCCCACCGAGCUGCCCCAGCUGCUGCCUGAUCUGGAAUCCCAUGUGCCCUGGGCCUCUGAAGCCCUGGGAAAGAUGCCCGAUGCUGUGAACUUCUGGCUGGGGGAGGCGGCUGCGGUGACUUCUUUGCACAAGGACCACUAUGAGAACCUCUACUGCGUGGUCUCAGGAGAGAAGCAUUUCCUGUUCCAUCCGCCCAGUGACCGGCCCUUCAUCCCCUAUGAGCUGUACAGGCCGGCAACCUACCAGCUAACUGAAGAGGGCACCUUUAAGGUGGUGGAUGAAGAGGCCAUGGAGAAGGUGCCCUGGAUCCCACUGGACCCCUUGGCGCCAGACCUAGCACGGUACCCUAGUUACAGUCAGGCCCAGGCCCUUCGCUGCACGGUGCGGGCCGGUGAGAUGCUCUAUCUGCCGGCUCUGUGGUUCCACCACGUCCAGCAGUCCCAGGGCUGCAUCGCAGUGAAUUUCUGGUAUGACAUGGAAUACGACCUCAAGUAUAGUUACUUCCAGCUGCUCGACUCCCUCACCAAGGCUUCAGGCCUUGACUGAUGGAGCGCUGGUGAACACGACCAAGCACGCCUCGGGGGACGGGGCCAGCCCCUCCCUGGCCCGGCAGAGGUGUCCAGGACCUGCCUGCUCACGGUUCGUGUCCUGCAGGCCCAUCGCCUACCCUCUAAGGACCUAG
Molecule: messenger RNA, 1159 nt
Organism: Gorilla gorilla gorilla (western lowland gorilla)
Lineage: Eukaryota; Metazoa; Chordata; Mammalia; Primates; Hominidae
Product: bifunctional peptidase and (3S)-lysyl hydroxylase JMJD7-like
Exons: 9
Coding region: 73-1023 (316 amino acids)
Source: RefSeq, a predicted model, not a curated record